Alosa alosa (allis shad) is the source of this 3841-nucleotide messenger RNA. RefSeq names its product zinc finger protein 436-like. Gene Ontology annotation, cellular component: nucleus. The transcript has 11 exons. Lineage: Eukaryota; Metazoa; Chordata; Actinopteri; Clupeiformes; Clupeidae. The coding region runs from base 414 to 2375 and encodes 653 amino acids. Gene Ontology annotation, biological process: mitotic spindle assembly checkpoint signaling. The record is from RefSeq and is a predicted model, not a curated record.
ACGCCAUGUUUUCAAAAAUGUCAGCGGCCAAAUGCCAUGCUAGCUAACUGGCUGACGCUAACCCUUCAAAUCCUGACCCCCUGUGUUUUACAGCAGACAACGGUAGAAUGCUGGUCCUGUCAAACCUGCGAAAACCAACACAACAUUGAUAUGCUAUGUCUCAUCCUAGACGCUAGAGGGUGCGAAGCAUCCAAGCUCGAAUAAACAUUUCAAAGGCGUCGGUAGAAGAAGAAAAACAAAACAAACGACAGACACUUAGAAAGAGUGCGUUUGUUGAGUGGUUAAUUCUGAGAUAUUUCGGAAGGAAAACUGUUUGUCUUUGUAUACAGAUCAUUUGUCCAUUCUGUCAUUGGGGACGUUGCAGUCUUUCUUUUUCUCAAGUCAGUAUUUAAGUCAUUAUUGUCUACGACGACAUGCUGCAGUGUUCCACCUCGCGCCUGAAGCGAAUGCACCCGUCAAACCACACCGAUUCCGCGAGGCUUGAAGGAGUCGGAACUAAAAAGAUGAGUGAGCUCGGUCAACAUAUGGACACACGCAGACAAGCCUGCAUUGACCUGGAGAAAGCCACUAGGUGCAUCACACAAGCAUUACAGCAUGAAAUAGGUCGGAACCAGGAGCUCUGCGUUUUGAUCUAUCGUCUGGAAGAGAAGGAGGCGGAGAUUAGCGGUAGCCUGACAGAGCAGGUGGAGUCAAACAAGGAGCUGAAGCUGAAAGUUGUUGAACUACAGAAAGACCUGGAGGAGAAACACAAGUCAAUGACACAGGCCAACCAGACUGUGGUUUUGCUGAAGAAGGAACUAAGGGAGCUGCGUCAACAGCGGCAAAGCCAACAAAGUAAUAGGACAGUCCAGGAUGUGAAUGAGUGGUUACAGGGUGAAGAGAGCCAGAUCAGGCAAAUCAGGAUUCCCAGCUCUCCUCUCCAGUUAGACGAGCUGACGGCAGCUGAGGAGCCACUGGUCUGUUCAGAACAGCUGAUGUCCUCUGACAGUCAGAUUCCGCUAGUAUCGCCUGACGGUCAGAUUCCUCUAGUUUCGCCUGACGGUCGGAUUCCUCUAGUAUCGCCUGACGGUCAGAUUCCGCCGGUCUCGGGGAUUAAAGAAGAAAAUGCUGAUAAUGGAUAUGAGGAGUGCAGUCAGUAUGAGAGAACUGAACCCAGAACAGAACGGACACAGACCACCUAUUCAGCUGCAGAUAUUAAAAGCGAACAGAUCCAGACUUCACUGGUCUCGUCUGACGGUCAGAUGCUGCUGGAAGCUGCGGUCUCUGAUGACGAAGAGUAUGGUCAUUCAGUAAAAAGAAGAAGAAACGGGAGCUCCGCAACAGACCAGACCAUGAAUCCAUCGACAGAAAUUAAAGCAGAGCAGGGACAAGAGGAGGGGUUGAACAUGGCUCCAAUCCUCAGCUCUGAAAUGGACCAGUUCCCUACAGACCCGAUGUCUCAGGCCCAUUUAUGGAAAGUGUCAGUGGUGCUGCAGGACUGCUGUCGACCACUAGGGGGCCAAGGGAAGGAUGAGGAGAACAACAGAGAUAAAGAACAGCCUGGUGCCGGGAAAGGAGCAUCUUCCUCGUCCUCCAUCUUACAGAUUGCAGAUACAGAGAAACCAUACUGUUGCUCUCAGUGUGGCAGGAGUUACCGACAAAAGAAGAAUCUCAAACAGCACCAGCGUACUCACACAGGAGAGAGACCAUACCAAUGCGCUCAGUGUGGCAUAGCUUUCACUCACAAGGGCUCUUUGAAACAACAUCAGCGCAUUCACACAGGAGAGAGGCCAUACCAGUGCUCUGAAUGUGGGAAGAGUUUCACUAAUUCCGGAUCUUUGAAACGACACGAAAAAACGCACACUGGAGAGAAGCCAUACUCCUGUUCCUACUGUAGCAAGAGUUUCACUUACAAUCAUAAUCUCAAAACUCAUCAGCGCAUUCACACAGGAGGAAGGUCAUUCGACUGCGCUGAGUGUGGCCAGAGUUUCUCUGAAUGGGAACACCUCAAACAACACAAGCGCUCUCAACAUACAGGCAAAGGCCUGUGCCACUGCACUCAGUGUGGCAAGAGUUUCAUUUCCAACCAGAAUCUCAUACGACACCAGCGCAUCCACACAGGAGAGAGACCAUACCAAUGCACGCAGUGUGAAAAGACUUUCACUGACGGGGGAACUCUUAAACGACACCAGCGCAUUCAUACAGGAGAGAGGCCAUAUCGAUGCACUCAAUGUGGGAAGAGUUUUCAUCAAGGGAUAAAUCUGAAAGUACAUCAGCGAACGCAUACAAAAGAGAGACCGUACCGCUGCACUUUCUGCGGCCACAGUUUCACUCGAGAGGACCAGCUCCAGAGACACCAGCUAAAGUUCCACAACGCCGAUCUGGAGAGGGUGUGAAGUGGAACAUGAUCGGCUGGGAGAUCACAGGUUGUUUUGUGAUUAAUGAAAUGUUUUGAAGUUUUAACUAAAGAGUCACAGAAACAAUUAAAGACUGAGAAAAAAAAUGGCCACAUUAAAGUAAAUAGAUAACAGGAAAGACACGAGCAACAUAAAGAAAAUAGAACAAACAUAGAACACAGCUGCUUCACUUGGCCAGGUGGGGCAGAGCCCUGUCAAAGAUUCCUCCACUAGAAAAAAUAGAUCCAUAAAACAAAUCUUAAAUACAAUGUUGUUUGUUAAUAUAGUCACUGAGACAACUACGGAAUAUUUUUUAUAUUCUAAUAAUUUGCACAAUAUAUAUAUAUAUAUAUAUAUUGUAUAUGAUAAUUUGCUGUACUUCAUCCAAUGGCCGAGCUAGCGCCAUUCAGGCUGUCUACUAGCACUCUUCGGGCUGUCAACUAGCGGCAUGGAAGCGGUCUUCUAGUGGCAUUCGGGCUGUCUACUAGCGGCAUGAAAGCGGUCUACUAGCUUGUUAGAUAGCUAAUUACCCCAUUUCUCAACCUCAGAGCUUUAAGCGUAACUCUCGCCAAAAUGCAACCUAGGGUAUUUUUGUGAAUGUACUCACAAAAUAUCAAAAUCAAAGUCAAAGUCAAAAUUUUGUUUAAAAGCAUAAUUAUGUCGGAAGCGCUACUUUUAAGCUUGACCGUAUUGUCGUGUUCAGGUCAAAUGAGAGUGAAUGAGAGUGGUAGGGGAACUACUAUGUUUGAUGCAUGAUCGUGUGAAAAACGUUAUUUUUCAAACACUAAGAAGGCUCGACACACCAUGAAACUUUGAUCAAAGUAUCACCAGGGUCUCUAUACACAAACUCGAGCAUUGAGAACAUUGUUUGUGUACACAGAGUUCACUAAAAAGAAAGGCUUUGGACAACUCACAUUUCUGUGAAGAAUGUUUUGAAUGUAGAAAGCCUCUGGCACAGUCCAAUGCAUAUGUUGCGUUAGCAUUGUCGACUCGACUGGAGAGCCUAACCGGUCCUGACUGCAAGCGACGCGAACAGCGCAAUUCAACGCAACGUUUUGAGAACUUUUGUCAGACUAUAGUGUCUAUUUCCUUUCUGUCGCUGGUGUUGCUCUGCUAUUUUAAAUGAGAAAUAUUACGCAAUAGAAGGGCAUAUUUAACGGAUUCAGUGUAGACAGCGAAUUCAGUGUAGACAGAUAACACCGAAUGCUACAAGAUAGUUGCUUGCUCGGAUCCUGUUAGGACACGUUGUAACACUACAGUAGGUCAUAAAGCAGCUGUCCACGCUCUCAGUCACGUUAGCAUCGUUAGCAUCAUGGACUCGACUGGAGAGCCUAACACUAGCAAAGACUUUCUAAUGUGGAGACACAGACUCAAAAAAUCCUUCAUAGAAAUGAAUGGGGCUAGUUUGUAACGUUGUCUACACAUAUCCCACCCCUUCCCUGGCAAAAUGUCGACAUGUGAAUACA